CAUUUAAUCCGCUUCUGAAUUAUAAUGGACGGAGAUCUUUAUGAUGAGUUCGGGAAUUACAUUGGGCCGGACCUGGAGUCGGAUUCGGAAGACGAACAAAGCAUUUACGGUGGAGAAAAUCGAGACGGCGACGAGGAUGCAAUGGAGGAGGAUGAAGACGCCGAUGCCGAACCCGAGACUGCUCCAAUGUCUGUCGUGUUACACGAGGAUAAAAGAUACUAUCCUCAAGCAAUAGAAGUAUAUGGGCCGGAUGUUGAAACGGUUGUCCAAGAAGAAGAUACCCAAGCCCUGGACAAACCAUUGGUAGAGCCAAUCAAGCAGAAGAAAUUCCAGGUACAGGAACAACAGCUGCCUGAGACUAAUUACGACAUGGAGUACUUGGCUGACAUGCUGGAUAAUACUAACUUGAUGAGGAAUGUAACUUUAAUGGGACAUUUGCAUAAUGGCAAAACAUCCUUCGUAGACUGCCUUAUCCGUCAAACUCAUCCAGGCAUGACAAACAACGACACAACUAUCCCAAUGCGUUACACAGACACAUUAUUCGUGGAGCAGGAACGCGGAGUUUCCAUAAAGAGUAUGCCAGUUACAUUGUUGCUAAAAGAUAUUAAAGGGAAAUCGCACUUAUUGAAUAUUAUGGAUACACCUGGACAUGUUAAUUUUAGUGAUGAAGUCACUGCUGCUUUAAGGAUCUCCGAUGGGGCAGUCCUCUUCGUAGAUGCAGCUGAAGGCAUAAUGUUAAAUACCGAACGCCUCCUCCGCCAUGCAGUGCAAGAGCGAGUACCUCUGACCCUUUGCAUCAACAAAAUUGAUCGUUUGAUUCUCGAGCUCAAGCUGCCGCCCGCAGACGCGUAUUACAAGCUGAGGCAUAUUAUUGAUGAAUUGAACUCCAUGUUGGAGACCAAUCAACCGCAGGAUAACUCGGAGGAACCAGCUACUGUCUUCUCUCCUUUACUUGGAAACGUGUGCUUCGCAUCGUCCCUCUAUGAUGUUUGCUUCUCCCUGGAAUCGUUCGCCGCGAUGUACGCGGCGGCGCACCCGACCUCGGGCCUACGCUCGGCGGACAUGGCCGCCUGGCUGUGGGGAGAUGUCUACUUUAACGCUAAGAACAGAAGGUUCACUAAAAAGCAGCCACAUUCGUCCGCACAGAGAAGUUUUGUGGAAUUCAUUUUGGAACCACUUUAUAAGAUCUUUGCACAGGUUGUAGGUGACGUAGACGACACUCUCCCUCAGGUGUUAUGCGAACUUGGCAUAAAAUUGACUAAACAAGAAGCUAAAUUGAACGUCAGACCUUUGCUCAGGCUCGUGUGUAGCAGAUUCUUUGGCGAUUUCUGCGGUCUCGUAAACAUGAUUGUUCGCCAUGUGCCGUCACCACUCGACGCGGCUCCACGCAAAGUGGCACACACAUACCGCGGCACUGCUGGGCCACUAUUCGAUGACAUGGUCCACUGCGACCAGUCCGGCCGCCUCGUCGCUCAUACUACGAAGAUGUACCCCACUGACGACUGCACUUUCUUCUUGGUGGAACUAAACCGCGUGCCAGCCGGAUGCUGGGCUUUAAUCGAGGGCAUCGACCAGCCUAUCGUGAAGACCUGCACGCUGGUCGCGGCCGAGGAAGACGAGGAGCUGCACAUCUUUAGACCUUUGCGGUUCAAUACGCAAGCUGUGGUGAAGAUUGCCGUGGAACCUGUUAACCCGUCUGAGUUGCCCAAAAUGCUCGACGGACUUAGAAAGGUGAACAAAUCAUACCCGUUGUUGUCCACACGCGUUGAAGAGAGCGGCGAACACGUGAUACUGGGCACUGGAGAGCUCUACCUCGAUUGCGUUAUGCACGAUCUUAGGAACAUGUACUCCGAGAUAGACAUUAAAGUGGCAGACCCCGUAGUCUCAUUUUGCGAGACAGUAGUGGAGACGUCGUCUCUGAAAUGCUUCGCUGAAACUCCCAACAAGCGCAACAAGCUGACGAUGAUCGCCGAGCCGCUCGAACGCGGGCUCGCCGAAGACAUCGAGGCGGGGGCUGUUUGCGUCACUUGGGACAGGAAGCGGCUGGGCGAGUUUUUCCAGACCAAAUAUGACUGGGAUUUGCUGGCAGCCCGAUCGAUCUGGGCUUUCGGGCCGGACGCUACGGGCCCCAACAUUCUCGUCGACGACACACUGCCCUCCGAGGUCGAUAAACACUUGUUGGCUUCCGUGAAGGACAGCAUUGUACAAGGCUUCCAAUGGGGCACGCGAGAAGGUCCGCUUUGUGAGGAACCAAUUCGCAACGUCAAGUUCAAGAUUUUGGAUGCGGUGAUAGCACAAGAGCCACUACACAGGGGCGGAGGGCAAAUCAUCCCGACUGCUAGACGUGUGGCGUAUUCAGCGUUUUUGAUGGCGACACCUCGGCUGAUGGAGCCUUACCUGUUCGUGGAAGUACAAGCUCCAGCUGACUGCGUCUCAGCCGUGUACACUGUUCUUGCUAAGAGAAGGGGCCACGUGACACAAGACGCACCCGUGCCCGGGUCCCCCCUCUAUACGAUAAAGGCGUUUGUGCCCGCGAUCGAUUCGUUCGGCUUCGAAACUGACCUGCGCACGCACACGCAGGGCCAAGCGUUCUGCCUGCAAGUGUUCCAUCAUUGGCAGAUCGUGCCUGGAGAUCCGCUGGACAAGAGUAUUGUAAUUAGACCACUGGAGCCACAGCCAGCAACUCACUUAGCGCGCGAGUUUAUGAUCAAGACGCGCCGGCGCAAGGGACUCAGCGAGGAUGUCUCCAUCAACAAGUUCUUCGACGAUCCUAUGUUGCUCGAGCUCGCCAGACAAGACGUACAAUUAAAUUAAUAUUGCUUAUAUAUAAUGUGUUUAUUUAGUUUCAUUCCAAAUAAAAUAAUUU
This is a messenger RNA of Hyposmocoma kahamanoa, 2866 nucleotides long. Its product is annotated as 116 kDa U5 small nuclear ribonucleoprotein component. Lineage: Eukaryota; Metazoa; Arthropoda; Insecta; Lepidoptera; Cosmopterigidae. Gene Ontology annotation, cellular component: U4/U6 x U5 tri-snRNP complex; U2-type catalytic step 2 spliceosome; cytosol. The record is from RefSeq and is a predicted model, not a curated record. Bases 25 to 2814 code for a protein of 929 amino acids. Gene Ontology annotation, molecular function: GTP binding; U5 snRNA binding; GTPase activity. The transcript has 15 exons. Gene Ontology annotation, biological process: mRNA splicing, via spliceosome.